GUAAUUAUUUGUAUCUUCGACUCUUAAAGGUACAAUUACAAAGGAGGCGUCUAAUUUGCAGGGACAUAAUGCAAAAUUUAUCAAGGCCAGAGCCACUUUCUGCAAAAGACAAAGGGUCGUUUGCUUUUGAUACAGUAAAUCGUCGUAUGCCUAUGAUUUUGACACGUGUCAUCGAUUCUACGAGUAAACUGGCUUCAAAACUGACAGAGAAAAACGAUAAUGUUAAAGCAGACAAUGUGAAAGAAAUUAUAAGUAAACUUUCCGGUCUGAAAUAUGAAAUGGAAACAAAUAAACCUUUGAAAAUUCUGAAUGAUGAUGAAGAUGAUGUAAAAAUGUGGAAUGAGUAUUUACAAGAAACAAAAUCAUUGGUUCCAGGAAAAGAUUUAGCCUUUUACACUGGAGCAUGGCUUCUUUGCGAAUGCUAUAUGUACAGAAGAAUAUACCAGGCAUUCACUUCAAGCUCAAUGUUUAAGACCCAUGACCCAUUCAGUGAUCAGAAAAGAGAAUCAUUUUUCAGUACAAUAGAUUCUGUAAAAUCUCUGUCUGAGUAUAUCAUCCAAUGUUCCACCACGCUAGGGAAGAAUCCAGACAAUGAGGCUAUAAAGUUGGAAUUUGAAACACUGCUACAGUUCUCAUUGUGGGCAAACAAGUGUGACCUGUCAGUGUCAGGGGGGGUUGUAAUGGACAGUCAGCAUACUGGUAUGGCUGAGCAACUUAAAAUACUGAAAACUUGGAUCUUAGUUGAUAAUUCCUCAGAGGUUUGGGAACUCCUUGGAACAAUAGAUCGCAGCAUUAACCAUGAGAUCCACAUAGACUUUGUGCUUGAUAAUGCUGGUUUUGAAGUAUUUGCAGAUCUUUGCUUGGCUGAGUUUUUGCUUUCGUUAAACAUUGCAAAAACCAUUUUCUUUCAUGUCAAAAAUAUCCCUUGGUUUGUAUCGGAUGCAUCAGCAAAAGAUAUUGAGUGGUUGGUGGCGCAAAUGCAGCAAUCAGAAAAUGACUACGUCUCUCAGCUUGGUAAGAAAUGGAAAUCACGAUUUGAGGAGGGAUCUUUCCAAAUGAAAAAGCACAAAUAUUGGACCCUGGCUCAUGAUUAUAGUGAAAUGAAAACCAAUGCUCCAGAACUGUAUGCUGAACUAAGUAAAGCAAAGUUGGUAUUUUUUAAAGGUGAUCUGAAUUAUCGUAAACUUGUUGGUGAUCGCAAGUGGCCUCAUACCACACCUUUUGCAAAGGCAUUAUGGGGUUUUUGUCCCGCACCAUUGUGCUCAUUGCGCACAUUGAAAGCAGAUGUUGUAGUUGGUUUAAAACCUGGACAAGAUAGAGAGGCUGAAGCCAAAGAUAAACAAUGGAUGGUUAAUGGUACACAUGCUGUAAUACAAUACCAACAUUCUCUAUAAAAUGUUUGGUUAAGUUAGUCAACAACAUUAUAAAAUAAUUUUCAUCAAAACUUGUGUGAUUACAUACAUUUUAUAUAUGACAAUAUGGCUAUAUUUACUUUGAUAAUUCACUUCCCAUAUUUUUCAACAAGUUUUUCAAUUUCACAAAUACUUUUCAAUGCAUCAGCAAGCUGAUUAUCAUCCAUUUCAAAAUGCAUCGUAUUCUAUAAUUAGAAGAGAAGAAAAUGAAAUAAAUAAAAAAUGAUGCUUGUAAUAA
Molecule: messenger RNA, 1650 nt
Organism: Xenia sp. Carnegie-2017
Lineage: Eukaryota; Metazoa; Cnidaria; Anthozoa; Malacalcyonacea; Xeniidae
Product: damage-control phosphatase ARMT1-like
Exons: 5
Coding region: 69-1394 (441 amino acids)
Biological process (GO): DNA damage response
Cellular component (GO): nucleus; cytoplasm
Molecular function (GO): phosphatase activity
Source: RefSeq, a predicted model, not a curated record